AUGCAAUUGCUAAAUCAUAAUCAACGACCCUGUGAAACUUUUAGUUUUGGCUUUGCCAUCAUUAUUCUAGUUGGUUUUCUUUUUGAAAACACAUUUGCUGAAUAUGAUUGUUCAGCAAAAGAAGAUGGCUGGUAUUAUGACCCCGAAUUUUGUCAUAUCUAUUGGCGAUGUAUACACGGAACAUCAGAAGAAUUUGAAUGUGCUAGUGGUACAGCAUGGGAUCAUCAUGAAAAUCGUUGUAAUUGGCUUGAUAGUGUUGAUUGUUCACGUGCUGAAAAAACAACACCACAAGUCAUGUCUGACUAUGAUGAUGAACAAAACAUGACAGAAGAACAUAACGAUAAUAAUAAUGAAGAUGAUGAUGAGCAACCUAUUGUUGUUAUUAAAAAAACAACAAAGAAAAAGAAAAAACAUCGAAAAUUAGAGCCAAAUAAUAGAAAGCUUGAUGCUGAUAAUAAUGAAGAAAUUGAUGUUUUUCUUCUAAUUAUAUCUCAAACAAGUUCGUCUACUGAUUUUCUUUGUGCUGGACGUGAUGGAUUUUUCGCUGAUCCUGAAUAUUGCACGAGAUAUUAUCGAUGCUCGCAUGGAAUUGAUGAAGUUUUUGAAUGUCCAAGAGAUACUGCAUGGGAUGAAAAAACGAAAUCAUGUGCAUGGGUUGAUGAAGUUAAUUGUGAUCAAAGAAAAUUAGAUACAACAACAUCACGUAAAAAAUCUGAUACUGAAUCUGUUUUAUCUGAAUCUAAUGUAGCAUCAGCUGUAUCAUCAACAAAUGGAAAAGAUAAUAGUGGAAGUUCACCAGCUAUUGAAUGUCAACCAACUGGAAUUUAUUCAAUACCUGAUCCAUCUGAAUGUAAUGCUUAUUAUGUAUGUGAUAAAGGUACACGAACAAGAUUAAAUUGUCCUGAAAAAAAAUUAUUUGAUAUUGAAAAACGUGAAUGUAAUGAAUAUGAACGAGUUUCUUGUGGAACAAGACCAGUUAAUCUUGUUGAUAAAAAUCAAUGUAUCAAUAAACGUGAUGGUAUUCAUCCGGACGUAGAACGUGAUUGUCAUUUUUAUUAUCAAUGUGUAUCACAAAAUAAAAUGCGUGAAGCAAAAUGUCCAAAUGAUCAAAAAUUUAGUAGUUAUACAGGAAGAUGUGGUCCAGUAAGUAAUGCUCCAAUGCCAUGUGGUUCAUUUGUUCCUGGAAGUACUGCAACGAAAAUGAAUUUAAAUUUUUCACCUAAUUCAACUGAAUCAGAUCUUCUAUUAAAAGUAAUCAGACAAAAAUAUGAAUCGAAAAAAUCGAUUGAUAUUAUUUCUCAAUACCAAUCGACUUUUCCUCCAUCUUUGAAAAAUGAUACGACAACAUUACAUUCGAAUAUUAUUUUUCAAUUGCUUAUAACAAAACCUAAUUCUUAUCUUUAUAAUCCUGAUGAAGAUGAUGAUGAUGAUGAUGGUCUAUUAAAUCGAAUUAAACGAGACAAAACUCCAUUUGUUUGUAAAGCGGAUGGUUAUUAUCCUGAUCGAGAAAAUUGUCGAAUAUAUCAUAUAUGUACAUCAGGUGUUGAUACAGCAGCUGUUUGUGGUGAAGGUACAUCGUGGGAUCCAGUUAAGAAAAAUUGUAAUUGGGAAAAUACUGUUCAAUGUAAAAAAGGUCUUCGUAAAUGGGAUCAAAUAACAGAUAUUCGAGGCGUAACUCUAUUUGCUACUGAUGCAGCUCUAGCUUGGCGAGCAAAAAAGAAAUCAACAACAACUAAUCAACCAAUUAAAGUUGAUUCAAAUUUUACAUGUGAAUAUGAUGCUGAAGGAUUUUUUCCUGAUCCAAAAUAUUGUCAUAUUUAUCAUUACUGUGGUAUUGGUGCACAUACAGUACUAAAAUGUGCUGACAAUCUUUGGUUUUCAACAGCAUCUGAAGGAUGUGAAUGGCCAGAGAAAUCAGACUGUAAAGCCGUUACUUUACAUCCAUCAUCAACAGUAGCAACAAAUAUGGUUGAUGGUGAUGGAAAUCCUAUAACAACUCCUCGUAUACCUCGACCAGCUACUGUCUAUGUACCUAUUGAAUGUCCAAGAGGUGUUCAAGAGUAUUUUCCUGAUCCAUAUGAUUGUUCAGCAUUUCAUUAUUGCAAUGGUGGUAUUGAUAAACCUUCAUUUUGUGAUGCUGGCCUUUUCUGGGAUAAAAAACUUGGUUGUCAAUGGCCAAAAGAUGUUCCUCAUUGUCAACAUAAAUGUCCAGCUAACGGACAACGAUUACGUUUUGUAGCUACACAUAGUUGUUGUCAUUAUUAUGAAUGUAUUAAUGGUCAUUUAAAAGAACAAGUUUGUCCUUUACAUAAACUUUAUUCAGUUGAAACGAAAACUUGUGAAAAUUUUCAAGUUGUUACUUGUGGUUCAAGAAAAAAAUGUAUCGAUCCUUGUGAUUAUGAUAAUUCUCCAUUAUGUGAAUUUAAACCUGUUUGUCGAGAUAGACCAAAUGGUAAUUAUGUUGAUCAAUAUCGACCAAAUUGUCAAUUUCAUUAUACAUGUCUUGAAAGUCGAACAUUCAAUUAUACAGCAUGUGAACAUGGUUAUCGGUUUUCUAUUCAACAUCAAAAAUGUUUACCUGCUAAACAAGUUAAAUGUAUAGGCAAUAAUAUAAAUGGUUCAAUAUUAUUUAAAAUUAGUUUUUUCUGCGUUGCUCUUUUUAAAUUUCAUAUUUGA
Molecule: messenger RNA, 2676 nt
Organism: Rotaria sp. Silwood1
Lineage: Eukaryota; Metazoa; Rotifera; Eurotatoria; Philodinida; Philodinidae
Source: the annotation of a GenBank genome assembly